AGUUGGUCCGGCUACCCUUAAACUUGAGCUCAUUUUGCCCAAUGAGGAACGGGCUUCGCGGGGGCUGUCGGGAAAGGCGGUAGGCCUAUAUAAGCGGCAUGCACUGCGGACCGUCGCGCGGGGGUUGUCGUGAAGGCUCCCAGGGUAGGUGUAGGCUGCGUGGAGGCUUGCGCUUGUUCAGGCGGCACUUCGAGGACGAUGGCGGAGGGAGAUAAUCGCAGCACCAACCUGCUGGCUGCAGAGACUGCCAGCCUGGAGGAGCAGCUGCAAGGAUGGGGAGAAGUGAUGCUGAUGGCUGAUAAAGUCCUCCGCUGGGAAAGAGCCUGGUUUCCACCUGCCAUCAUGGGUGCAGUUUCCUUGCUGUUUCUAACUAUCUAUUAUCUGGAUCCAUCUGUUCUGUCCGGUGUUUCCUGUUUUGUUAUGUUUUUGUGCUUGGCUGACUACCUUGUUCCCAUUCUGGCGCCUAGAAUUUUUGGCUCCAAUAAAUGGACUACUGAGCAACAGCAAAGAUUCCAUGAAAUUUGCAGCAAUCUAAUAAAAACUCGACGCAGAGCUGUGGGCUGGUGGAAACGCCUCUUUACACUAAAGGAAGAAAAGCCAAAAAUGUACUUCAUGACCAUGAUCAUUUGUCUUGCUGCGGUUGCUUGGGUGGGACAGCAAGUCCACAACCUUUUUCUCACCUACCUGAUAGUGACUUUCUUACUGUUGCUUCCUGGACUCAACCAACAUGGAAUCAUUUCAAAGUACAUCGGAAUGGCCAAAAGGGAGAUAAACAAGCUUCUCAAACAAAAAGAAAAGAAAAACGAAUAAUGCAUCCUGUUCAAUGUGAUUAAUGGAAUAUACAUUGUCUCUGGUAACAGUUUCUACUAUGCCGUCUGUAUACUAAAAUGUUACAGAUGUAGCUCUCUGCUGUCCCUUAUUCUAACCUUAGUUAGUAGAAAUUCAGACUUGCCAGAUAGGGCUUUAUGUGUAGCGUCUUCAUGUCAAGUAUAGCGGGUGCAUUCUCAUCACUUGACCUUACGUGGACAACUCCUUAGUAAGUACUGACUUGUUUUGAUUUUUCUUAUCCAGGGUUAAUUGAAUUCUUACUUUUAGACAACUUCCUUUAAAAUAAUAUAGUGGUGAACUCUUUAUCCUUUAGUCCAGUUAAUGGUGACUUUUGAUAAUUGUUUGAAUUAAUCGAUGCAGGGUAGUGGUCUGUGGCUACAGGAAGCUGGUUCUACUGUCUGCCUCCACAGUCUGCUUACAAAAACUGUCUGGCUUCAUGAAUACAGAGACCAAUUUUACCACUUUUGAUGAAGAGACCAAUUAAGAGUCAUUCCUCAUUCUGUUCCUUACUGUGGGGAAAGAAUCCCCAUAGAAUAAAAUGGAACUAAUUCCAUGCCCUAGUAUGUGUUGGUUUCUCCCUGGUGCAAAACUGAGCAAUUUUUAGGAAACAGUGAUCUUUUCUCCCGAACAGAAACUCUGCUUAGAGUUCUUGUCCCCUUGCGCUUAAGAGUUCAAUUUAGUAAAUCUUUAGGCUUUUUAAUAGCAGACUUCCAAAAGAUUGUAUCUUACACUUUAACAUAGUUUUAAUUUCAGAUUUUCAGACUAUUGAAACUAAAGUACAUAGCAGGUUCAGACACAUGUCUAUGACCUUCACUCCAAAGCAGCCAAUAAAGGACAGAAGUCUUCCUAUGUUAGUCAAGAUUCAUUUCAGUAGAAACUAAUCGUAUCCUCCUAAUUUAUCAAGACCAGAAUAAACCUUUAAGGGUAAAUCUUAAAGUACUCAUUGUAUGGUCCCUGUGGGUUUGAAUAGGAGGUAGAGACAGAAACUUCUGACUUUUUUCCUGGAUAUUUCUCUGCAGACUGCAAGGGCUGUUGUUGGAGAAGAAUUGCAGUGAUGGUAGUUUGGCCUUUGAUCUACAAAGGUUUUGUAACUCCUUGGAAAGCGUCUUAUAAUCGUUCUGUCCCUUUUAGUAGCUAGCAAUUUAGAGAAGUUGAAAUCUGUAGGAGUGAACCUCUGAGGGCCAAAAAUAUUGUGACAUAUUUGGGAACAAUUCUUAAACUCUGAUUAACUAGCUGUAAUAUAGUUUUGUGAAUUGAUUGCACUGAUACCAUGAAACCCAGACCUUGUGGUAUAUCUGUCCCUAAAUAAAUGUUUCCCCCCUCUUCAAUGUUGCUGUAGACAGUGGCACACAUGUAGCAUGUUUGAUUUUUUUUUUUUUUUUUUUAAUGUUUCACAUGAAAACUAUCUUAAUUUUAUAUGUGUUUCCUCAUUGUAAAUAAGCCUGUCUUCCUUUCUGGAUCUUUUUUGAGUGUAUAUGUUCUAUUGAUUAACUACUUUUGCAGUUUUAAUCCUGUAUUAUUUCUUCUACUUUGUUUUGUGUAAAAGAGGAAAAAUUAAAAAAAGCUGGAAUCUC
Choloepus didactylus (southern two-toed sloth) is the source of this 2402-nucleotide messenger RNA. It is a transcript of the gene ARL6IP1, whose product is annotated as ADP ribosylation factor like GTPase 6 interacting protein 1. The record is from RefSeq and is a predicted model, not a curated record. NCBI's taxonomy places the organism in Eukaryota, Metazoa, Chordata, Mammalia, Pilosa, Megalonychidae. The transcript has 6 exons. Bases 199 to 810 code for a protein of 203 amino acids.